AUGGAAAUGACUGAUUGCAGUGCGCAUGAUGGACAUGAUCAUCUUCUCAAUUUGUUGUUGAUUGGCGACUCUGGUGUAGGCAAGUCUAGCUUAGUCUCACGAUUCACCAGGGGGAAGUUUAGACCCGACCCAAAACCCACAAGUACAAACAACAUUGCUGCUAGACAUGUAUGUGUUGAUGGAAAGGUCUUCAAGGCUCAGAUUGUGGAUAUUCCUGGGAAUAGUAGUUACAGUGAUAUUUCUACAGAAGUGCUAAGCACAAACGGAGCACUCAUUGUUUACGAUGUCACCAGUCUUUCCACCUUUGAAAACGCUGAAAAGUGGUAUAAGGAGUUACAAAUUGCAAAUGGCGAAAUUGAGGUGAUGCUCAUUGGGAAUAAAUCUGACCUGGUGAAUGACUUUGUCACUACUUGUACAGAUGCUGGAAAGGAACUUGCGGAGAGGGAAUCACUUGUCUUCAUUGAAACAUCUGCCAAGGACAAUAAAAAUGUGGAAAAAGCUUUUGUUGAAGUGGUUACACUGAUCUUUGAUAAGCUUAUCGAAAAUGGUACCAUGGAUGCAAUUAAUAUGCACAUGCUUUUCCUGAAAUGUCUUCCGAAGGAUCCGUCCAAUUUCUCUGUGAGGAAGAGGAAGUGGACGACGGUUUUGUUUCUGCUAAGAAAGAGGAAAAGAAAGAAUGAAGAUCCUCACCAAGACGGCGUUAAACAUCCUAAAAUUGUUGAGAUUUUUGACGGAAAUGAAGGAGAUGAUGAUCAUCAUCAUGAAAAUGAUCAUUAUCUCUCCGAUGGGUCUGAUGCUGAUGAGAGAGACGAAAACCCUAGAGAUAAUUCCGAUGAAAAAAUUGAAGGUUUUGAACAGGAAAACCCUAGUUUAGAUCUGAUGCAGGAGGAUGAACAAGAAAACUCAAAGUCUGCGUUAUUGAUUGUUUCCGAGAGGAAGAAGCAUGGUGUAGAUACAGAUACUCCUCCUGACGAUGAUUGCUGUCCAAUCUGCUUCGAUGAUUUCUCAAUUGCCUGUAAAACAAACUGUGGACACUGGUUUUGUGCAAAUUGCAUACUCCAAUUCUGGACAUACAGAACAGCUCUUCAAAAAUGCAAUUGCCCAAUUUGUGCACGACCCAUUACCGAGUUGACACCAGAGGCAUCUUUACUGAUUAUCCAUGAAGUUGAAGUCAUGGAAGCUCUAAAAAAUGUUCAAAGGUAUAACCGCCUUUUCCAGGGUGGUUUUAGUGGUGUCAUAUGGAAAGUUUUUGAGGUUCCUGAUGUAUUUAGAAGAAUGUUAUCUGGUUUGAUGGAUCCAGAUAGAUUCAGAGGAAACUACUAUGCAAUGCGUAUCUUUGCUUUGUUGAUGUCCUGCAUUUAUAAUAUGAGUUCCUUUGACUUCAUUCCAACAGGGACUAUAGGGAUUGGUGCUUAG
Molecule: messenger RNA, 1416 nt
Organism: Lactuca virosa
Lineage: Eukaryota; Viridiplantae; Streptophyta; Magnoliopsida; Asterales; Asteraceae
Source: the annotation of a GenBank genome assembly